AAUAACUUUAUAACUUGAGGUAAACAAUUUAGACCAGCUACAUGUACAAUGUCCUUCUCCGGUUUCCAGAAUGCAUCUGCUAUUCACUGACACGAUAUAGAACUCUACCUCUACGUCACAGAGGUUCUUCAAGUUGGAAGUUCGGUUCCCCGAGCUUUACAACAGGCUAUUAAAAUUAAAUAGUGUUCUCUCUCUGAACCUCAUUCAGCCCCCAGCUGUCGACACUCGCCUGCUAUCGUGUUAAAAUGCAGAUUCUCUUCCGAAACACGGUUCUUCCUAUAUCAACCGCGUCACAUCGUAGAUCUAUCACCAUCGCAUUGAUCACUGUGUCGUGUGUGUGUUAUUUUAUGACUCUUGGUCCUCAAGGCGCCUACUUGUCUUCCAAGAUUUUGUCCACAGAACAGUCAAUAUACAAGGAUUCCACAGGUGUUUUGGGUGUCGAACAGAUGGACGAGGCCCUACUCGAUUUAGCGCCUUCCGCAGAGAGUAAACCAUCACACUCCUUUGGAAAUAUCAUUCCACACGACCCUUCCACUUCUCACCGAGCCAAUGCUACGUUGUUGAUGCUGGCCCGUAACAGUGAUCUCGAUGGCGUGAUAUCCAGUGUAGAACAGUUGGAGGCAAAAUUCAAUCGCAAAUUCAACUAUCCUUGGGUGUUUUUGAACGACGAACCCUUCUCUUACGAGUUCAAAAGGCGUGUUAAAGUAUUGACUAACGGCGAUGUAUCAUUUGGGCUCAUCCCUCACGAAACUUGGGUGCAACCACCCUGGAUAGAUGAAGAACGAGCUGAGAGGGGACGCAAUAUGCUAACACAGGAUGACGUCAUUUAUGGCGACAGUGUUUCUUACCGUAAUAUGUGUCGGUUUAACUCAGGGUUCUUUUUCCGCCAUGAGCUCUUAACGCCAUACAAGUGGUACUGGAGAGUAGAACCCGACGUGAGAUUUUACUGUGACCUUGAAUAUGACCCUUUUGUAUUCAUGGAAGAUCAUGACAAAAUUUAUGGCUUCACCAUUUCAAUGCCAGAAUGGGAAUCAACUAUAAUCUCGCUGUGGUCCGUGGUGAAAGAAUUCAUUUUGGACCACCCUGAAUACGUGUCACCAAACAACUCAAUGGGUUUUAUAUCCGACGAUGCGGGCGAUUCUUACAACAUGUGUCACUGUAAGAACUGUUCAAUAUCAUGUUGGGAAAAGUCACUUCUGCCCCUCACUCAGUUUGGUCAAACUUUGAAAUUGCCGAUAUGGACUUCUGGAGGGGCGAAGCUUACACAAAAUUCUUUAACUAUCUCGAGAAUACAGGAGGGUUUUACUAUGAGGCAAGUUAAAUAUCUUUCCUGUUCGUGUCAUCCUGACCGUACACAGAGAUGGGGAGAUGCACCUGUUCAUAGCAUCGCCGCAGCCUUGUUCACACGCAAGGAUCAACUGCAUUUCUUCAAAGAUAUAGGUUAUAAACACGCUGAAUUUGCUCACUGUCCCCAGGGCAGACAAUGGCGGGAAGGACACUGCUCGUGCAAUCCAAACGAUAGCUUCGACUUUGCGGAAAAUUCGUGUCUGAGGCAUUUCAUGCGGUUGGACGACGAUUGGAUGUUCGGUUGAUUGAAGGCAGACGCCACGAUGUAUUUCUACCAUACGUUACUCUAGCAAGAUAAUUUAUUCAAGUUGUUUGACUAUUAACUGUCUCGUCUUUAUUGCUAUUUAGUCUCCUUAAUUUCUCGAUGAAAUAUGCAUCCUGCGAUGGCCGACAGGAUACACAUGGGCAAUCCUUUUCAGCUGCUUUCAUAUCGGAAUGAUUUCUUUGUUUUGUC
Suillus discolor is the source of this 1801-nucleotide messenger RNA. Its product is annotated as glycosyltransferase family 15 protein. The record is from RefSeq and is a predicted model, not a curated record. Gene Ontology annotation, biological process: protein N-linked glycosylation; cell wall mannoprotein biosynthetic process. Gene Ontology annotation, molecular function: alpha-1,2-mannosyltransferase activity. Gene Ontology annotation, cellular component: Golgi apparatus; membrane. The transcript is spliced from 13 exons. Bases 246 to 1592 code for a protein of 448 amino acids. Lineage: Eukaryota; Fungi; Basidiomycota; Agaricomycetes; Boletales; Suillaceae.